This is a messenger RNA of Cannabis sativa, 643 nucleotides long. Its product is annotated as metallothionein-like protein type 2. Lineage: Eukaryota; Viridiplantae; Streptophyta; Magnoliopsida; Rosales; Cannabaceae. The transcript has 3 exons. Gene Ontology annotation, molecular function: metal ion binding. The coding region runs from base 197 to 442 and encodes 81 amino acids. The record is from RefSeq and is a predicted model, not a curated record.
AAAAUACAAAAAACAAAAAAUAUAGGAUUUAGACACGUGUAGGGUGGAUAAUCACUGCAUAAUUCCUCAAUUUCAUUAUAAAUAGCAAGCAAGGCCCCAACCAAGGAAGGCAUCCAAACCCAAUAUAAAUCUUAAUUAGCUUUUAUCAUAUUUUAUAGUCUUUUUCUCUUCAAAGUUCAAACCAUAUACUAAAAACAUGUCUUGCUGCUCAGGAAAGUGUGGUUGUGGUUCUGCCUGCUCUUGCGGCAGUGGCUGCACUGGAUGUGGCAAGUACCCUGAUCUUGGAAUCUUAGAGACUACCACCUCUGUGUCUCUCAUUACUGGAAUAGCCCCAGCCAAGGCUUACUAUGUGGACUCAGAGAUGAGCUAUGGAGCUGAGAAUGAUGGCUGCAACUGUGGUUCUAGCUGCAAAUGUGGCUCAGACUGCAAGUGCGGUAAAUGAUCUAUCAGUGGAUAAAGAGCCCAAACCCCCGGAAAAAAGGCCAUAUAAUUAUAUAUAUGAAAUAAGAGAAUAAUAAUAUAAUUAAAUAUUAUAUCAUAAUGAUUGGAAAAGUGUGUAGUGAAAAUCAAAUGUUUGGGUAAUGAAUGUUUUAGAGUGCUGUACUCCAGAAGUACUGAAUAAUAUUUGAAUGGUUUUAAUUAA